Messenger RNA from Pseudo-nitzschia multistriata, 2446 nucleotides. The record is from the annotation of a GenBank genome assembly. NCBI's taxonomy places the organism in Eukaryota, Bacillariophyta, Bacillariophyceae, Bacillariales, Bacillariaceae.
CCAACCAAAGAUAAACAGAAUAGUAGCACUGAACGGUACCGCAUGCAAAGCGAAGAGAAAGAAAUUCAUAUUGCCUCUUCUACUCAGUAGACUCCAAACACCACGUUGCACAUCACACGACACUAUUGACUAACCAUGAACAACUUCAAUCGAUUGUGGACGAUUCUGUGGCUUCUGGGAGCAGCAAGCAUCCCAACAACCUGCACUGCCAGAAUCAGUCACGAGAAACAAGCGGAGCGAGCGGACUUUGUUCGGGCCAUGGAUCGAGCCCUAGGCCAAAARAAAAAGGACGACCUCUUUCGCUCUCGACUCGCGCAGUUGGCAGUACCCGCAAGUUCCAAUCCACGAUACGUACGAUCCCAAGAUUUCAAUGCCGAAGAGCCCCGUCGCUUGGAAGAAUACCAGGAUUACGCAAUCGACCUUUCUGAGUAUGCCUUGAAAUACAUUGGCUGCUCAAAUAUCCGAACCUGGAGCGACGACCUUGCAGCAGAAAAUGACGGUGGUAGCGACUCCGUCCUAAAGAUGAACAAGUUUGUCGUCCUUCGUCUUUGUCCCCGAGACUCGUGUUCGAAUUACAACCAGUACGGUUGCCUCGAACAAUUUGGUGACUACUUAAUUCCAAUGGAAACAUACAUGCAGACCAUGGCCGAGACUUUCUUUUCUCAGUACCAGGAAUAUUGCCAGACCUGUUACGAAUGCAUGAACACAAAUUACAACAACGAUGAUGGAGGUAACUACAACAACGAUGACGGAAACAACUAUAACAAUUACAACAAUGAUGACGGAAACAACUAUAACAAUUACAACAAUGACGACGGAAACAACUACAAUAACGAUGAUUAUAAUGGUGGUCGGCGCCUGAAUGAUGACGCCUGGUCUGCCUACAACAGCUACAACAACUACGGGUCAGAYGAUGCUGCGCAGGGAGGUGACGAUUAUUACCACAAUCAAUAUAAUCAGAACAGUUUCUACAAUUAUUAUGGAAACUAUGGAGAUCAAAACCAGAACCAAAAUCAGAAUCAAAACCAAAAUCAGGACCAAGGUUGUGAUUACGAGUAUGCUUGUUCGAAUUAUCAGAGCGCCUGUCAGGACUAUUCGAACCUUAACAACGAUCUGUCAGAUUAUUUCGGUUGCGCUGAGUUCAACAUUGGAAACAGUGCUGGGUAUCUUGGCCCACAUUGUGCUAGUGAUGGAAAGACAAUCAGUAUGGGCAUCUUCAGCGACGAAUCUUGCAAUGAUUAUACUGCUGACUUGAGCGAGGUGUCUUCCUACAUGUCGGUUAAUGAGAAUGGCCUUGAAUCCUACUACUCCGACAAUUGUAUCUCCUGCYUAGCAUCGGUGAGUAGCUAUCUAUUCCUGGUUUCGAUGUGUGCGGUUAGAAUAAUGAGCUCUCCUAGUUUUUUCGUUUUUGUGAGAUCCCAAUUUCUUACUAUUUCUCUUGCUCUGCAUUUUGAUUUUGAAUUCAGGAUGGGUACACAUUGGAGAUUGGGAACAACGAUGAUGGCUAUAAUGCCGUAUCUGACAUCUGCGGCACUCUCUAUGGUGAUAGCGCUAAGUGCAAUCGUUACAUGGGAAAUGACGGCGACUAUGCGGUACGAAAAAAUAUUUGCCGUUGACAAUAAAGAUUUUACAUGUUUGAAUCCUCCCGCUGUCACGACCCUUUGACCCUCUCACGAAUUUAUCGAAUUCUUCUUCCCUUYAGUCUUCGAAUCAGGAAUCACAAGAAGAUAUAGUUUGCAACUUUAUUGAGAAUCUAUUGACCAAUUCGUACGAUGAAUUUGGAGAGAUUGUCUUGCGAGAAGAAGGAUGGAAAACAUACAUACCAAACGCGGAGACUAUCGGUGAAAUGGCCCARUGGCAAAAGUUCGCUCUGGCAAUUUCAAUCCUUUCCACGAUUGGAAUGUUUACCUAUGCAUGCUAUCUUUACCGGGAGGUCAAGCGACGAAGAUACACCUGGUAUCCUCGYGGAAGAAAGGGGUACUCCACGGGCCCAGGUGUGGAUCCAACUGCAAUUAGUGGCCGGAUGCAUUCUGGGAUCAUCCAAGGAAGGUCUCAAAGUUCUGGAAACUUUGAAAUGAAACAUGGAGGAUUACUGAGUUAGAUUUUUCAUCCUCUCUGUGCCCCUCUCCCCACCUUCCGCGAUACACUGCUGUAUAAUAGAUAUUUCAUGUAUGAGAAGAAAAGGCUGGCGAUGAUUAAUCGCAUUUGUGUCAGAAAAUGGUUUAAAUAUGGUUGUGAUACCGUACAACUUUCUUAUUUUUUGUUUUCACACCGUAGUACCGUACUUUAAUACUGCCAUGUUAUGGUCGCGCCUCCAUAACAACUCCUCGGAGGGAUGCGCCGCCCCUCGGAGCAGCUGGAAGCAUUCUUUCUCAUGAACGCAAUGGUUCUGGCCUUCCUAGUGCCUCUUCUAGUUCACGAGGUUAAAUAUAAUAUUAAGUUUUUU